Molecule: messenger RNA, 600 nt
Organism: Acromyrmex echinatior (Panamanian leafcutter ant)
Lineage: Eukaryota; Metazoa; Arthropoda; Insecta; Hymenoptera; Formicidae
Product: 26S proteasome non-ATPase regulatory subunit 10-like
Source: RefSeq, a predicted model, not a curated record
CUCUCCUCAGGCAAGAUAUAGCAUUUCUCAAAAAGCUCUUUUCUAAGUUCAAGAGCAGUAAAGAUGGAAAAUUUGGUGAUUACAUCAAUGAAACGCACUUUGGAGGUGAUUUACCAUUAUUUUCUGCUAUUUCUUUUGGCAAUGUUGAGCUUGUGAAAUUGCUUUUGGAAAAUGGUGCUAAUCCUAAUAUACGCAAUAAAUAUGGUGGAUUUCCAUUACAUGAGGCAUCUUAUAAAGGGCAUGAUAGUAUUGUAGAGCUACUUUUGAAACGGGGUGCUGAUCCUGAUGUGCGAGAUAAACAUGGUGACGUUCCACUACGUACAGCACUUCUUUGGAAGCAUUAUGGUACCGCGGAACUACUUUUGAAAUACCAUGCAAAUCCUAAUAUACAAGAUGCAUGUGGUGAUGUUCCAUUGUAUAAAGCGUUUAUUUUGGGGCAUGAUAGCGUUGUAGAAUUACUCUUGGAAAAUGGUGCAAAUCCUAAUAUACAAGAUAAACAUAGUAAUUUUCUAUUAUAUCAAGCAUUUUCUUGGAAGCGUGAUAGCAUUGUAAAGCUGCUCUUGGAGCAUGGUGCUGAUCCUAAUAUACAAAAUGAACAUG